AAAAGGUUCAGAAGAAGAGGCAGAAGAAGAAGAUUCCUCUAACGGCUACGUCGUGCUCAACGCAAAAGCGCGCAUCUCAUGCCCCCUGAGCAGCCGGAAGGUGCCGUUCAAGAACCAGCACAGCGCCAGCAGCAGCGGGGUGACGUCAUCGUGCGCGACGGUUGCUCCCUCGCGGCCGCGGCGGCUUUCUGGUUGAUCGGCGGGAUCGUCGGUGCUUCGGCAGGCGCGCUCGGCUUCUACGUCAUCUCGUACGUGCUGGGACUUCAAGCCGAGCCCACGCCACCCGUGGCGCCACCCGAGAGGGACGACGGCACCGUGUGCUACUCGCGCGACUGCCUGGCCGCGGCCGAAUACCUGCGCGACCAGCUGAACCCGCUGCUCGAGCCGUGCCGCAACUUCACGGACCACGUGUGCGGGCGCUUCCAGGGACCCGGACAUAGCGUCGUGGAGCUGCAGUCGUGGCGCACCCACCUCGAGGUGAUGGUGGCGGCAGGUCAUCACUUGUCCGGCGCACGUGGCAAGGCUUCGCAGCUGCUCAAGCAGUGCCUGCUUAUCUACACGGUCGCCACGUCCAGCCACCAGUCACUGCGGGACUUCAUGAAGCGGCUCAAUCUCUUCCUGUACAGCCCGCCUCCGACGGCGCCCGUCGCGUCAGACCAGGUGUUGGCACUGCACGUAGAGCUGUCCUACACGUACGGGGUGAGCGGUCUGCUGCGCAUUCGGCCAAGCCUCGCACGCUCUCUCUCGGUGGAGAUGGACGGCGUAGCCUUGACGGCUUCGCUGAAAAGACAGAGGGAUCCUUUGCAUCCCUUGGACCUGGCUACCAUAGCUGGAGUGAAGAGGAAUCUCAGUUUGGUGACGCUGAUGAAAAGCCUGUUUGACAGCAUGGAGCACGCAGUGGCGACAGCGGCGAUCGAUACCUCUGCUCAGGCUGCAUCAGCGCUCCUCAAACAGGUGAAAGACCUGAAGUUCACCGGAGUGAGUGCGAACGCGUUCGCCGAUGCCAUCGAGGCGAAGACGGUGUACCGCCGAGACGCGAGCGUGUUCGAGAGUAGCCAGCUAAUGACGCUGCUGGAGAGCGUGUGGCGCGAGUUCUCCGUCGGCGCUGAACUGUUCCUGUGGACCAGCUGGUACGUUCUCGACGAGCUGGCUCCUUUCGUCGAAAAGUCGGUGGCCGUCCGGACGCGAAGUGUCAUACCCUUCAGUCUGGCCUGCGUGGGGAUGGUAUCGCACACCAUGGCCCCAGCACUGGCUGCGCUCGUUCGCUCGUCACAAGUCACGAGCAAGGCUCGCCACCAGAUAACCACAAUGACCAACGUCCUCGCCAGUUGUCUCAAUGAAAAGACUUCUUUGAUAUCGCCGUUCGCGACACCUCUUCGGGUGAUCGUGGGCUUUCCUCCGCAUGCCGACAGCGUGGAGCGGCUGGAUGCCUUCUACGCCACGUUUCCGGUGCCGCGGCAGCUGACCAACGCCUUCUUUGCCGACUGGGCGGCGGGGGCUGACGAGCGCGCCUUGCGCCUGUCCGCCGACCAGGACCACGUGGACGUGUUCGCGCUGGACGUUGACGUGGGCGCCGACGGCGCGGUCGCCGUGCCGGCAGCCCUGUUCGCACUGCCCUUCUUCGUGCCUGACGGUCCGGUGGCACUCAACGUGGGCGGGCUCGGACACUUGAUCGCCAGGCGGCUCGCUCAGAGGUACCUGGUGCCGAACUCACUCCUGCCCGCCCGGUGCCAAGCCUUGGCCUCGGGCAGCGAAGCGGACUGGCUCCUGCCGAACCUGCUUGCCUACUCUUGCAUUGGUCACGCGCUGUCCGCGCUGAAUGGAAGCCACCAACGCCGUCUGCCUCAACUCGCUGGGCUCAAGCCGGAGGCGAUGAUGUACACCGUCGGCUGCCUGAAGGAUUGCCUCGCACGACGUGGGGAACUGGGUCGUUGCACGGCGUCGUCGCAGGGCCUGAAAGGGUUCGAGGAUGCGUUCUCCUGCGACUUGAAAGGACAACAGGGUCCCACCUGCACGUUGUGAUAACAUUUUCGCGCACAAGAGUCCGUUCUGUCACAAGAACAUUAUACCAUUUGGUGAAGGUACGAGGUAGAACAAACAAGAAAACGCCAUCGAAUAAAAAGUAUAUUUUUUUUCCUGCUUUA
Molecule: messenger RNA, 2144 nt
Organism: Dermacentor albipictus
Lineage: Eukaryota; Metazoa; Arthropoda; Arachnida; Ixodida; Ixodidae
Biological process (GO): proteolysis
Molecular function (GO): metalloendopeptidase activity
Source: RefSeq, a predicted model, not a curated record